AUGGCCCACAAGGGACGCCUGAGCGCCAAACAAGCAAUCGUGCUGAGCUACGAGCCGUUAUUGCACUUCUCCAGUUUCGCGCCUGGACUGGCGAGGGCAUCCAAAGACUUGUCAUUGCGACCGACUCUUCAUACGUGGUUGACUGCGCUACGCAGAGAAUUCAUGCUUGGCAGCAUAACAGGUGGAGGACAUCGAGAGGUGAACCAGUCAAAAACCGAGAUCUUUGGGAGUUGUACCUGGCAGAACUACAGCGCUCUAGCGACUCAGGAUUACAAGUUCUCUUUUGGAAAAUUCCAAGAGAGUGGAACACCACUGCUGAUGCACGGGCAAAGGAAGCUGCCACUCUCGCUGAUCAAGAAGAAUUUUCGAAAAUCGUGGGCGUUGCUUGUUAGCAACCCCGUGGCCAGCUUGUUACUUGAAGGGUGGACGGUCGCUUCAUGGACGCCGGACCCGCCUACAUCGGUGUCGAAAAGAAGCUGA
Fonsecaea erecta is the source of this 480-nucleotide messenger RNA. RefSeq lists its product as hypothetical. The coding region runs from base 1 to 480 and encodes 159 amino acids. The record is from RefSeq and is a predicted model, not a curated record. The transcript has a single exon. NCBI's taxonomy places the organism in Eukaryota, Fungi, Ascomycota, Eurotiomycetes, Chaetothyriales, Herpotrichiellaceae.